This is a messenger RNA of Stylophora pistillata, 2553 nucleotides long. RefSeq names its product testin. NCBI's taxonomy places the organism in Eukaryota, Metazoa, Cnidaria, Anthozoa, Scleractinia, Pocilloporidae. The record is from RefSeq and is a predicted model, not a curated record. Gene Ontology annotation, molecular function: zinc ion binding.
AAUAGCGACUUGUCAUUGUGGAUAUGUGUCAAGUUGCGAGCUGCCGGAGGGCAUUAAAACUUCGAUUUUCAUUCAUUAGCCGCUUCAGUGACUAAAUACACAAGCUGUGUCCAUGUAAAGCCCAGUGCGAAGUGCCUCGUAGAUAAUUUUUUCUGUUCGACCCCUGCCGGUUUGUUGGGGCACUUAAAGCAUUUCGAUUGCGUGAGAAGCCUGUUUGAACACUUUAUGGAGACUGUGAAGAAAGUAGAGAAGACAAAGCCUCCUCAAAAACCACCCAGACCUAGUAUAAGAAAAGUCUGUGCGAACUGCAAAUGUCCCCGUGAGAACCAUGAUCUGUCUGUAGAUGUUGAUGCUGAUGUCGACGUGGACGAAGUUCAAUUCAAAGUAAAAGGCCUUAAAAUCAACUCGGACACGAACCGCGAAGAUGAUUUACCAUCCCCUCCCCCGCUGUCAAAUAACAAUGAAUACCCAACGAUGAGGGUUUUUACUACUCAAUCCUCCCCUGUGGAUAAUGACUUCUUUCCCCCUCCGCCCCCUCCCUCAACGGCCUCAGAUUACCUUUGGUCACCUCCAGGGUUGACAACUGGUCAGGUGGAGGCUUACAUGAAGUCCCUACCAGAGGAUAGAAUUCCCAUCGCUGGUACACCAGGAGAAGAUUAUUACAUAAAACAGCGCGUAUAUCAAAACCCACCACAAGACAAAGCACCCGUGCAUUUCUCAAAUAUUCCCGAGCCUCAAAGAGAAGCUUUUGUUCAAUUCUGGAAUAACGAAGACAAUGCAAGAGGAACCGGAAAGGUCAAAGUUCCACUUGGAAGAAGAGAGAAUUGCCAAUCGUGUUUCAAGACCAUCCCUAAAGGUGACGUGGUGGUUUCAGCUGAGUUUGAUGACAAUGAAGUGUCAUGUUAUCACGCUGCAUGCUUCUGCUGUGCGACUUGUUGGGAGCUGUUGGUAGACCUCACUUACUUCCGGUAUGGAAACAAAGUCUACUGCGCAAGACAUCACGCUGAGUUGUCAAGGCAACGUUGCUACGGAUGCGACGAGCUUAUCUUUACUGGAGAAUACACCAUAGCCAUGAACAAAAGCUGGCACUUGGGUCAUUUCCGAUGCAACGAGUGCGACGUCAGUAUCACAGGCAAGCAGUUUAUUGUCAGAGACGAAAAGCCCGUAUGCGUUGACUGUUUUGACUGCAGAUUUGCUAACGUGUGUGACUACUGUCAUGGCAAGAUUGGCCCUGAUGCUAAAGACGUGUCAACGGCUGACGAUCGACAUUGGCACGAAAUGUGUUUCCUGUGCGAGUUGUGUCGGAAACCUCUGCGAUCAGACGGAAAAUUUACUUUCUACAAGGAGCAAGUUCUGUGUAAUGAUUGCUACAUCACGAACUUCCAGAAGACGUGUGAAGGAUGCCAUUAUGCCAUCGAGUCUGGAAGCGCGCGCUUGGAAUAUAAUGGCACCUACUGGCACGAAGAAUGCUUCAAGUGCGCCGUCUGUCGGGAAGCCAUCGGGACCAGCGGUUUCGUUCCAAAAGAUGACGAGUUCUAUUGUCCAGGAUGCUACCAGAAUUUGCAUGCCAAGCGUUGCGCGGAUUGCGGGGAGCCACUUUCCGAAGGCGGUGUCCUUUACAACGAACAGACCUGGCAUAAGGAAUGUUUCAGUUGUUUUACCUGCCAUGAAUCGUUGGCAUCUCGACCAUUCUCCGUGCACAGUGGCCACCGCUACUGCAUCGAGUGUUAUGGAAGGUUCCUGGCCAAGCAGUGUGAGGUCUGCUUUAAACCAAUUAUUGGCGGUGAAUACUUCACGUUAGAGGAAUCAAAUUUCCACAAAGAGUGCUUUAACUGCACUCGGUGUCAGCGGUCUCUGGCCAAUGAGGGAUUCGUCAGGGAGGGGGUUGAACUUCUAUGCGCCAGUUGUGCUGAUUGAACGGAGGCGCACAAGUUGAACGAAUAAGAAUUUAUGCAAGUCUAUAAGGGAAAAAUUGUAAAUCUAUCAGAACAAUAUUUUAUGAGUUCUUCUUAUGUUUCCAAAGUAGGCUUGUUUUAUUGAAUUGGCAAUGAAGAUUAUUUGUUUUCAUCCAAUAAACCGACAAUCCUAGCGUACAAGUAAGAAGUUGAUCUGUUUGCCAGUAUACGAGCUAACAAAAGGGACAAACUAAAGCAAUGGAGCUUAUGGGUGUAAAAGUAAGUGUUCAUGUUUUUCCUGAUUAAGGAAAUCAUCUAUCAAAGCAGUUUGCUACGAUGCGGAGAAACAUGAAAAUUUAGGAAAAAAAUUACAAAUUUACUUCUCUAAAUGUAUAUCGUAAUAAUGAAUAUAGAUUAUCAGUCGCUGCAAGAUCAUGAAGUACCUAUCAAGUUCAGAAUUUAUUAUUUUUUUGUAACAAUCGCCCUCUAUUUUUCUUAGAGCAUCAGCUAGUUAUGUUUAGUACGUUAAGCUGCUACUGUCAUGGUUAAAAAGAGUUUUUUUUUUUGCAGUAACAAUCGUAUUUUAUGAUUCCUUCGCAAGCUUUUGUUGCUCAAUUAUUUCUUGAGGGCCUCUCUGAAGGGAGUCGGGGAGGGGAUG